AUGUCCGUGUCCCCUCAAGAUCAAGUGGAUUAUUUGCGAUCCCUUCCGUCCAUACGUGACGGUUGUCACCGUGUCUUGAGGCUCGCAAAAGAAGACAAAGUACCUCAUUUUUCAGUGGUCGAGACGAAAAUUCCGGCUUUGGCUGAUUACGUCAUCGAGGUGAUUCGCCAGUCGUAUCCGACUCCAAACGAGGCCAAAGUUCCAUUUCAUUCGCGCUGGCGUCACUUUGAGACGGGCAAUCCACAUCGCGUGGAAAAGAUGACGUCAACAUGGGAUUGCGACCAGUUGGAAAAAGCUCGACGGUUACUGGACUUGGCACUAGUCAGUGUCUUACUGGACGCAGGCGCUGGCUCUCUAUGGCAAUUCAAAGAGCCAGACACGGAAGACGUUUAUAGUCGGAGUGAAGGGUUAGGGAUCGCAAGUUUCCAUAUGUUUCUCGACGGAAACUUCUCGGACAAUCGAACGAAAGAUCCGCAUCGAGUGGACGCUAAAGCUCUGACUCAUCUGUCCGAUGACGCAAUCAUUAAAGCGUUUCAAGUGACAGAAGGAAAUCCAUUGGUGGGAUGUGCUGGAAGAACGGAUCUACUCAAGCGUCUGGGCAAGAGCAUUACCAACUAUCCAGAAUUUUUCAUGGGGACGGACGGAUCGAUACGACCGGGAAAUAUGGUGGACUACCUGAUGAAACGUCAGAAUACCGAUGGAGAAAUAUCCAUUACGGAUCUCUGGAAAGUCGUGCUGCAUGGACUGCAGGAUAUUUGGCCCGAGAGCCGAACACGUAUUGGAGGUCAGAACAUGGGCGACGUGUGGGAGUUGUCUUAUUUGCCGGAACAUGAGAAAGCGGGCAAAUCUGUGAGUUUUCACAAGCUGUCGCAGUGGUUAACGUACUCUCUGAUGGAACCGCUUCAGGAUGCCGGGUUCGAAAUCACAGACCUCAAGCUAAUGACUGGUUUGCCCGAGUAUCGCAAUGGAGGGCUUUUGGUGGACUUUGGUGUGCUGGUACCAAAGUCUUCUAACAUUUUAACAGACGAGUUCGACCCAAGCACCGAAGUAAUCAUCGAGUGGCGAGCUCUUACUGUCGCAAUCUUGGACGAGCUGCACAAGGUGAUUUUGCAGAAACUUGACUUCUCUGCCGAUUUCUUUCCGCUUGUCAAGAUGCUCGAAGGGGGAAGCUGGAAAGCUGGACGAGUUAUUGCGAAGGAGAAACGCACCGACGGUGGUCCUCCCAUCAAGAUCAAAAGCGAUGGCACUGUCUUCUAA
This is a messenger RNA of Peronospora farinosa, 1257 nucleotides long. The record is from the annotation of a GenBank genome assembly. NCBI's taxonomy places the organism in Eukaryota, Oomycota, Peronosporomycetes, Peronosporales, Peronosporaceae.